UCCAAAAGAAGUAAGUCUGUAAAAAUAUGUUUUGUUUGAAAUCAUUGUCAUUGACAUGAUAGACAUACGAGCUCACACCUGGUACAGCAGAAACACAGCUUGUACGGCCGGGAAGGCGACCUUAACAGGUGAGUCGCAGUGGAGGUAGCCCACAUAGUUGGCGAUCUUGAAGAUGUCCAUAAGCAGACUGAGCAGACCGAACAGCAGAAGGCCAGCUGCCAGGGAAACCAGACCAAGCCAUGAAGGCCAGUGAACUACAGAAGAAUAUUUUUGGAAGAACAUACUACUUGAUUCACCAGUCCACUACCUCGAAGCCACAGAGGUCCAGCAUGGCUGUCUUUAAGCAGAACCGCCUGGUCCUUCCUGUGCGUGCACACGGUGUAAAACAGCAUCCACAACAAGGCGCUGCUGCUGACAAUCGCGCAACCCAAGAUGAGGACGUUGAUGCAGAUGAUUCCUGAGAGGAGCCACCCGCCGCCGUGAUGAGCCCGCUCCGCCACCGCCUCGAUAUGGUGCACACUCUCUCUCUGAAGUUCGGCACUGGGCGGCUGGAAACACAACGUAGGGGGGACCAAGGACUGACCCCUGAGGAACCCCACGCAUGAAGACAUUUAGCGGCGUGAUUUGCUUAUUAUAUUCAGAAACAAAGGUCAGCAGCGGUUCGCUCUUACAGCCACAAACGCUCAAGAUGCUGAACCCCUCGCAGGCUCUGAGCCUCCUCUGUCUCCUCGGGACGGCGGACGCCUUGUACAAGCAAUGGAUCCCGGACACCAACUACGAGAAUCACACCAACUGGGAUAAGGGAGUUGUUCCGUGCGGCAGUGACGUGGUCCAGUUCCUGGCUCAGAGGAAAGUCUCUGUGUUCGUGGAAACCUCACAUGCUGUGAAGGAGAUGAGGCUGCCGAUCGAUGGGGAGUUUAUCCUCAAUACGGGAGCUGGAUUUCACGUGUUUCCAGGACAAGAGCCGGGAUGCGGAGCAGGAGUCACGACCAAGUUUAAAGACUCUGAGGCGUUACAGUGGUUCACCCCCGCUCUCUGGAAGGCCGCCGUGACCCAGGACAACUUAGAGAGUGGAGACCUCCUGUUCUCCGUCCACGAGGAAAGCGUGCCAUGCCAGUACGACGACGUUGUCUUUAGGUCCGGCUCCUCCUUCCGAGUGGACACCAGCUCCGAUCAGCCAAGCAUCCCUGUCAAGAGUGUAUCAGUGCUGGGGAAGAGGUUCGACGGCGCCUCUGAGUUCAGCCAGUACCUCAGCUCCAGGACUGGACAGCUGCAGUUUCACGGCUCGGCUAAGGUCGUGGUGGGGAGCUCGGGCUGUCAGGAUCCCACAGGCUGUGACUGCGGGAAUUCUGGGCACAAAAAAAGAAUCUGUAAAAGCGUAAAAUGCAGCGCUGUGAAGUGCAAGAAACCGCUCAGCCCAAUCGGACACUGCUGUCAGGUGUGUGGUGCGAUUGUCGCCAUCAGCUACAGUCAAACCUUCAACCUGCAGACGUACAGAGAACGGAUCAAGCACCUUUUCCUCAUCCAUGCAGAGUACAAGUCCGUCCAGGUUGGGAUGUCUAAAGUCUUCAAGCCCCAGCGUCUACUGGGGGUCAUCCCGCUUGAGGCCGCAGCUGAGAUCCAGGUGGUUAUAGUGGAUGAAGCGGACGGGAAACAAGCUGAAGCUCUGGCCCGGGACAUUGUGGACGACGCCAGCUCUCACGGUGAAUCUCUGGGAAUCGCUGAAGCCAAGUUUGAGGCCUCUUCUGGAGGCAGCAGCGGUCAGUCUGGGAACAACGUCGGGACUGUGGUGGGAACCGUGUUGGGAGUCUUGAGCAUUGUAGCGGUUAUCGUUGUCAUCACUGCCCUGGUUCAUACCGGCCGUCUUCGGUUGCCAGCUCCGAGGUUCCUCAGCAGAAACACAGAGGACGGUCACCUGGACGAAGCUAUCGAUCAGGGCUUCGACAACCCCAUGUUUGACAGGCCGUCCUUCAUACCUGAAAUGCCAGGCCUGUACAGGAUGGACACCAACUCCAUCUCUCUGACUCAAACCGGGAUUCACUUUGUCAAUCCAGUUUACGACGAGAACGAAACAGACUUUAGCGUCUGA
Molecule: messenger RNA, 2089 nt
Organism: Synchiropus splendidus (mandarinfish)
Lineage: Eukaryota; Metazoa; Chordata; Actinopteri; Syngnathiformes; Callionymidae
Gene: amn
Product: amnion associated transmembrane protein
Exons: 4
Coding region: 602-2089 (495 amino acids)
Biological process (GO): receptor-mediated endocytosis; intracellular protein localization
Cellular component (GO): endocytic vesicle; apical plasma membrane
Source: RefSeq, a predicted model, not a curated record